This is a messenger RNA of Vigna unguiculata (cowpea), 2832 nucleotides long. RefSeq lists its product as uncharacterized. Gene Ontology annotation, molecular function: protein binding. The record is from RefSeq and is a predicted model, not a curated record. NCBI's taxonomy places the organism in Eukaryota, Viridiplantae, Streptophyta, Magnoliopsida, Fabales, Fabaceae.
AUGGGACGCCGGAAAACGAUGACGAUGGACUGGGACGGCCUUGGCGAUGAUGACGACGACGAUGCCUUCUUCGAGUCAUACAGCCGCCUCUCCACCGCCGCCCCCCUCGACCUCGCCUCCUCCUCCGACGAUGACGACGACUUCGAUGACCCUCGCCUCUCCUUCGCCUCAGCCAUCUCCUCCUCUCCCUCGCGACAAAGCAGCGUCUCUCCCACCAAGGAUGCUGCUCCAGAUUACGGCAUAUGGAUGGCGGGCCCCGUCUCAAUCGACGAGCGGCGAAAGCGUUUGCUCCAUGGCAUGGGCCUGGACGAGGACAAAGAGUUCUCAAAAACCACGCCCGUGGAACUCGGUCAAUCAGUUUCAAAGCCCACCAACCCCGUUUCCUCCCAAAAAUCAACACUUCCGUCUACUUGCGCUAAUCCCGUUACCGUUUCAACGACGACUGUUACCGAUUCAACGACGCCGGUUUCCGAGACAACGACACCGGCUGCCGUUUCGACAGAGAAGAUAUCUUCGGGACACGCCUCUCAUCAGUUAGUUCUUGUUCGUUCGCGAUCCGAGGGAGACAUCGAGUUGUUCUCAUUGGAGGGGUCGCGAAGAGAAGAUUUCAUCGGAAAGUGUUCGAAGCAGCGGUUGACAAGAACCCGGACGGAGGUGUUCGUCCAGCGCGCUCCGCCGGGAACGAGAAACAGAGUGGUGUUGAGGGAUUCCGACGAAGCACCGCAGUCCAAGCCGAAAAGCACGAAAGUUGGGGAUCGGGAAGUGCGAGCGUUUUUCCUGAUAAAGAACUUGGACACGGGGAAGGAGUUUAUUGUGAACGAAUGCACCGAAAGCGGUGCGUGGAACAGGCUGAGUGAUUUGCAGACGGGGAAGCAGUUAACGAUGGAUGAAUUUGAAACUUCGGUGGGGAAAUCGCGAGUGGUUAACGAGUACAUGCGACGUGGUACGAGGAGCGAGAGUUUGUCGCGGAAGCUGACUUCGAGUUCGUACAUUUCGAGGAGUUUAAGGAUGAGCAAGAGAAGAGGGGUUGCGUUUCUGAAGAACAUAAAGGGCGUGGCGAGUGGGUUCAUUGGGGAGAGAGAGGCUGCGGCGGCUAACGCAGCCGCUGCCUCCACGGCGGCGGAGAAGGGUCAGUGGGUGCGAGUGCGGCAGAGCGGGAAGUCGCACAAGGAGGUGUCGGCGUUGCAUCUGUGUCAGGAGCUUCAGGGGCACGAGGGGUCGAUUUGGACGAUAAGGUUCAGUUUGGAUGGGAGGUUUCUGGCGAGUGCGGGUGAGGACAAGGUGAUACACGUGUGGGAAGUACAGGAGUGUGAGGUUAUGUCGUUGAAGCUGGACGAGGGGAGUUUCACACCUCUUCACCCCUCCUCCCUUGCCUCCAACGACGGUAGUCCUUUCUCUCCGGCGGCGGCUGACAAGAAGAAGAAGGGCAAGUUCGGAAGCAAAAAAGGUCCCGCCAUUCCUGACUUUGUUCAUGUUCCUGAAACUGUCUUCUCACUCUCCGACAAACCCUUCUGCACUUUCCAAGGACAUUCAGAUGAUGUUUUGGAUUUGUCAUGGUCUAGAUCUAAGCAACUUCUCUCUUCUUCAAUGGAUAAAACGGUCAGAUUAUGGGACUUGGAGACUAAGACUUGCCUGUACAAGUUUCCCCAUAGUGACUAUGUAACCUGCAUACAAUUCAAUCCUCUGAAUGAUGAUAUUUUCAUAAGUGGUUCGCUGGAUGCUAAGGUCAGAAUAUGGAGCAUUCCUGAACGCCAUGUUGUGGAUUGGAUUGAUAUCAAUGAAAUGGUGACUGCACUGGCCUUUACACCUGACGGUCAGGGUGCUUUUGUUGGUACCCACAAGGGUGGUUGUCGUACAUAUAGCACAAAAGAUUGCAAACUAACUCAAACAGGAACAAUUGAGAUUCGAAACAAGAAAUCCCUACUAAGAAAGGUCACAGGUUUUCAGUUUGUUCCUGGCAAACCAUCAGAAAUUCUUGUAACUUCAGCCGAUUCCAGAAUAAGAAUAUUGGAAGGUUCAGAAGUAGUUCAAAAGUACAAAGGUUUUCGAAAUGCAAACAGUCAAAUUGCAGCUUCCUUUACUCCAGAUGGAAGAUAUAUUAUAAGUGCAAGUGAAGAUUCUGAAGUAUAUGUGUGGAAGCGUGAAGAGCAUAGAACUGCAGGCAGUGGAAAAUUCAAAAGUGUGCUAGUUACUCGUGCUCACGAGCACUUCCAAUGCAAAGACGUUUCAGUAGCAAUACCAUGGAAUUGUCCCGUCAAAGGUGACCCGCUGCUAGGGCCAGUGGCUUCCAAAAGGCAUUCAAAACGUUAUCUGGGAGGUUCUAUUGGUGGGGAAGAAACACCAUCGCCAUCUUCUGCAAACGGUAGUAAGAAAACUCUUCCACCACUUCCCAGGAAAAGCAAUAGUCUUAACUUCGAAGGAGCUUCAAAUUCCCCUAGGGAAGAAGCUGCAGUAAUUUUCCAUGCAGAAUCAGGACUCGGAGAUUCAUUUGGUAACUGUAAGAGAACGAUGCCUCGGUCUCCAAUGAAAAACUGCCACACCGCAGAGGAAGAUGAGCUUGAACCAUUUUCACGCACAGAUUCAGGAUUUAGUGAUUCUUUUAGAACUGCAUCAUCUUCAUCUAGGUGCAGUGAUGCACUUUCUUCAACUGCGUCAUUUUCUUCAGCUUAUUCAUCAUUGGACGGUGGCCAUGUUUCCUCCACGGCAUGGGGUUUGGUAAUUGUGACAGCUGGGUUAGGAGGUGAGAUCAAAUGCUAUCAAAAUUUUGGGUUGCCUAGAAGGAUUAGACAACCUCAUCUUUUUGGAAGCUAUAAUAGUUUUACUAACAUUUAG